UACAGAUCAAUCUUCUUUGCUACAGUUUAGCCAAUUUUAAGAUAUCUACAGAAAUCCAUUUGCACGUUACACUUACAGAUACUACCCAACUCUUCCACCUACAUGAUCGCAACCAGAGAUCUGCGACUCUGCAAUGGCUCUGACUCCAUGGCCGUACCUCCUCCAGCUCCCACUCCACUCUUCCGCCCACUCCUCUCAGCGCUUCUUCUCCCAAUUGCGAAAGACCGAAAUCUCUUUCAUCUCUCCGAUUCCGGUCAAGCUCUCCCCCUCGGUCUUGCCGAGACCCAAGUGCUUUGGAUCGGCCACCGAGGAGGACCGCUUCAGCGACACCGAAACCAUCUCCGAUGACGAAGCUAGAACCAACGACGUCGUUCCGGUCAACAGCCAACACCAAACGACGGAGACGAGUGGUGGUUCGUCAAGGGUUGCGACGUCGUCUGCCGGUGACUCUUUGCUCGGAAUUCGCGAGCCAGUAUACGAGGUGGAAGAAGUGAAGGCUAAUGGGACGAUAUCUAUUAGAAAAAUAAAUAGACGUCAGCUACUGAAGUCAAGUGGUCUUCGUCCGCGUGAUAUUCGGAGUGUUGAUCCUUCAUUGUUUCUGACAAAUUCGAUGCCUUCGUUGCUGGUCCGUGAGCAUGCUAUUCUGUUGAAUCUAGGCUCAUUACGCGCAAUUGCAAUGCAAGAGCGUGUCCUUAUAUUUGACUACAACAAUAUAGGAGGCAGAGCUUUCAUAGAAGCAUUGUUGCCUCGACUAAACCCCAAACUUAUGAAUGGAGGACCAUCUAUGCCAUUUGAGCUCGAGGUUGUUGAAGCAGCAUUGCUCUCAAGAAUACAGCGUUUAGAACAAAGACUAAUAAAUUUAGAACCUCGUGUUCAAAAUUUACUUAGCGUUUUGCCAAACCGGUUAACUGCUGAUGUACUGGAAGAGCUUCGUAUUAGCAAGCAAACCUUGGUUGAAUUGGGUUCAAGGGCAGGGGCGCUCAGGCAAAUGCUGUUUGAUCUGUUGGAGGAUCCCCAUGAAAUACGCCGUAUAUGCAUUAUGGGGAGAAACUGUACACUCAAUAAGAUGAAUGAUGACAUGGAAUGUUCUGUUCCUUUAGAGAAGCAGAUUGCCGAAGAAGAGGAGGAAGAAAUUGAGAUGCUUUUGGAAAAUUAUCUUCAACGAUGUGAAUCUUGUCAUGGCCAGGCUGAAAGGCUUCUUGAUUCUGCUAAAGAAAUGGAAGAUUCUAUAGCUGUCAACUUGAGUUCUCGGAGGCUCGAGGUUAGCAAAGUGGAAUUACUACUCCAGGUUGGGACAUUUUGUUUGGCACUUGGCGCUCUGGUUGCAGGUAUAUUUGGCAUGAACUUAAGGUCCUACCUUGAAGAACAUGUGUUCGCAUUUUGGUUUACAACAGCAGGGAUAGUCGUUGGCGCCGUCAUCGGAUUUUUUCUUAUGUACUCUUAUCUCAGGACAAGGAAAAUAUUGUAAAUAGGAAGUGAUUCAGUAUAGGUGAUUUCGAAGGUCAUGAACGUUCAGCUGCCAAACAAAUUGAUAUGUUUGUACCAUAUUUCUAUGAACUUGUACUGAAUUUCUCCCACAAGAUUUCAUCACCGCAGCUGAUAUCGCGAGUUGAAUCCGUUAGGCUUAUCUCUAGUAUAUGCAACAAGUAACGGUGAUUAGUGUUUGUGGCCCUGUAAUAUUUUGGCCCACCUGGAUGCUGGAUUGUACUAGUGCCCGAGCAUUUCGGAAGUAAGAAACUAAGAAUGU
This is a messenger RNA of Pyrus x bretschneideri (Chinese white pear), 1747 nucleotides long. RefSeq names its product magnesium transporter MRS2-11, chloroplastic. Gene Ontology annotation, biological process: magnesium ion transport. The record is from RefSeq and is a predicted model, not a curated record. Gene Ontology annotation, molecular function: magnesium ion transmembrane transporter activity. NCBI's taxonomy places the organism in Eukaryota, Viridiplantae, Streptophyta, Magnoliopsida, Rosales, Rosaceae. The transcript has 14 exons. Bases 134 to 1468 code for a protein of 444 amino acids.